This is a messenger RNA of Merops nubicus (carmine bee-eater), 359 nucleotides long. It is a transcript of the gene CIAO2A, whose product is annotated as family with sequence similarity 96, member A. The transcript is spliced from 4 exons. The record is from RefSeq and is a predicted model, not a curated record. The annotation marks the transcript as partial. Lineage: Eukaryota; Metazoa; Chordata; Aves; Coraciiformes; Meropidae.
AUAUAAUCCGUACCAUCCGGGACCCAGAGAAGCCCAACACUCUGGAAGAGCUGGAAGUGGUCACGGAGAGCUGUGUGGAAGUGCAGGAGAUAGGAGAGGAGGAGUAUCUGGUUAUCAUCAGGUUUACACCCACAGUACCUCACUGCUCCCUGGCCACUCUCAUUGGCCUUUGCUUAAGAAUAAAACUUCAGAGGUGUUUGCCUUUUAGACAUAAGCUGGAAAUCUACAUAUCUGAGGGUACACAUUCCACUGAAGAGGACAUCAACAAGCAGAUCAACGACAAAGAGAGAGUGGCAGCUGCAAUGGAGAACCCCAACCUGCGGGAGAUCGUGGAGCAGUGUGUCACAGAGCCCGACUAG